AUGUUACUUGGCUGUUACAGAACAUGUUCCCGGCUGCACCUGGGCAACACGACUCACAGCCUGAGUGACGCAGACCUGCAUAAGCUCGCCAAAAAGACAGAAGGCUACUCUGGGGCCGACAUUAGCAUAAUCGUACGAGAUGCCCUCAUGCAGCCUGUCAGGAGAGUACAGUCGGCCACACACUUCAAAAAGGUGCGAGGGCCAUCCUGUGCCAACAGUCAAUUGACGGUGGAUUACCUUCUUACCCCGUGUUUGCCAUCCAUAGAAUUGACCUGGAUGGAUGUGCCUGGCAACAAGCUGCUGGAGCCCAUCAUCUGCAUGUCUGACAUUCUGCACUCACUAUCCACCACUACACAACCCACAGUCAAAAUGGAGGACUUGUUCAAGGUCAGGAAGUUCAGAGGACUUGGGGCUGAGAGCCACUCGCUAAGACAUGUUCUCUACAGCAUGCAAGGGAUCCGUGGGCGAGUCAAGUGUGAGAGCACCGCCAGCUGCAGCCUGGCUGCUAUCUCUGCCAGCCAGCCAGCCAGCCAGCCAGCCAGCCAGCCAGGCUCCAGCUAUGAGAGGUGA
Salvelinus namaycush (lake trout) is the source of this 570-nucleotide messenger RNA. Its product is annotated as vacuolar protein sorting-associated protein 4A-like. The coding region runs from base 1 to 570 and encodes 189 amino acids. The record is from RefSeq and is a predicted model, not a curated record. NCBI's taxonomy places the organism in Eukaryota, Metazoa, Chordata, Actinopteri, Salmoniformes, Salmonidae. Gene Ontology annotation, molecular function: ATP hydrolysis activity. The transcript is spliced from 7 exons. Gene Ontology annotation, biological process: endosomal transport; vacuole organization.